UUGUUUGUCUAUCUGUUUGUGCUUGUUUUUGAUUUCGCGGAAAACUUCAAACUUUAGCAUAAAUCUCUCCGCUCCCCCCAAAAGAUGCCAACUGACAGCGAGAUUUAACGGAGGUUGAAAACAAACGGACAAACUUUCACGAUAACAAAUGUAUUUCUAAAUAAUUAUCUUUGGAGACACGAAGGUUAUCAUCGCAUGGGAACUUUGAGUAAAAAUCACUGGUCACUGGCAAACACCGCGCGAGGAGGACCGUUCAAAGAUCCAUAAAGAUGUUCUAUACUCACCGUGUGGUUCUGUUAAUGAGUACAGCAUUAGUACUCGUAUACACUACAACUUUGUGCCCCAGUGGCUGUGGGUGUACGGACGACGACAUGGGUCAAAUUAACGUGAUCUGCGAAGGACUUACGGACUUUCCAGUAUCAUUGCCGAAGCGUACAGCCCAACUCCAAAUUCUGCACUCUAACUUGCACUCCAUUCCAGAAAAGGCUUUCUCCGACUCGCCGGAUAUCCGGAGUGUGUACGUCCGCUUCUGUAACGUGGAAAUCAUUUCUAGCCUGGCAUUUACAAAUUUUCGGAAAGUUGAGGACAUAGAAUUUCAGAGGAACAAUAUCACACGAUUUCGAUCGUUUUCUUUUUCGGAUAUCAACGUUUCUUCUAUUUCAAUUUCAUACAACAACAUUGAUGUAAUAGAAACGCAUGCGUUUUCAGUCAUAUCAGCAAACGACCAGAUUGUGUGUUCUAAUAAUUUCAUCAGAGAACUCGGUCCUGCAUCAUUCAGCCGCGUUCAGGAAGCCAAAUUAUUCCAGUUUCAAGCAAAUACUGUAGAAUCCGUUCGAGAUCAUUGUUUUACAAACUUUUCAUCCAUUGAAACAUUCGAUUUUUCAAACAAUCACUUUCUAUACGUCGAGCCCCAAUCAUAUAAUCCAGAGACAACCAAGAUAUUCAUAAUAUUCCAAAACGCUAUUGAUUGUGAUUGUGAGAUAUCUUGGAUUUUUAAAACACCUUCGUUCGCGCGUUUUAUAGACUACAAUUACUGCGACGAUGCACAGGAAGUUGCCUUGUCCGAAUGGUAUUCAAAGUAUCAACCACUAUGCAAGUCCACAACGACAAAUGGCAUUUCUCCGGAUUUCACAUCAAAAUCAGUGACGUCCUCCAGAACUACGUCAUCUAAAACUACUCCGCACCAUCUAUCAACACCGAAUCCAGCAUUGUCCAACGCAUCAAAGAUAACGACAACGGUUUCUUCUACGUCAUCGCACUCGAAGCGUACGUCACAAAACUUAUUUACACAAAUCAGCACCCAAAGAAUCACGGAUCGUCAAUCGACAACGAUUUCAAAUUUUGUUACAAAUGCCAUAAACACCGUUCAUUCUGGAAAUGAGGAUUUGAAUUCAUCUCCUAAUUCCAUUGGAACAAACGCGCCUCCCGGACUAAAGUCACAUGCGAACGUUGGAGCGGAAAUAAGGACGGAUGUCCUAGCUACCCUGGUGACGUGCCUCAUUGUUUUCUAUCGGUAACUGUUCAUGAAAUCAUACAUUUUCGGUGAGGAUCAUUUUGUGCCUUGCCGUAAUUAGUUCCCAAUUUUCUCGCAAAAGACUGUCUUCCCUUGCUUUUCAGUAUCUAACACGCUUUUAGUUUUGUAGUGUUUAAGGGUAUUGCCACAAACUUUUUCAUGUAACUAGUUUUCUGUAGCAUUUAGAUUCUUUUUGUUGUGAAGGUACAAUUCUCAAUUGUGUACAGAAAUCUGAUUCUGCAUUGGAUGCCUAAAACUUUCUUGUACUUGUGUUGUGGAAAAACUAACGUGCACUACAUUCAAUAGCUUUAAUUAAGAUAAGCAUAAUAAUUGUGUACUAUAUAUUUAUGUAUAAAGGUUGCGAAUUGUAUAAGAGCUGAUAGAACUCAUGAUUUAUUUAGGUAGUCCUUCUGGCUAUUUCCUUUUACUGUACAUGAUAUAACUGUUUGCAUAUUGAAUAAAUGCUUGUUUAUGAUAAAAUUAAAUAUCUAAAAAGCCA
Molecule: messenger RNA, 2012 nt
Organism: Ostrea edulis (European flat oyster)
Lineage: Eukaryota; Metazoa; Mollusca; Bivalvia; Ostreida; Ostreidae
Exons: 2
Coding region: 270-1517 (415 amino acids)
Cellular component (GO): extracellular matrix
Source: RefSeq, a predicted model, not a curated record